UGAGGAUACAGGCCGUUCUUUCGAGAAAGGCUAAAGGAGGUGAAAUUGUGAAUUUCAUUGAACGAACGUAAGAGCGAGCUCCAGCUUAGAGUGGUGUGCUUUCUUUUAUAAGUUUGCACUUUAGCCAGUUUCGCUCUUUUACCCGUUUGACUAUCUGCAAGAGCUUUCGGGUUAAAUCGCCUCCUCUAAGUUAACCGGAAUUUUGGAGCCAUCGGGAUUUAUAUAAGCGCAGGACGGCCAAGAGUGAUGCACGCCCUGCUGGUGACGUACCUGGCCCUGUACAGCGUCGGGGCGGGUGCGACGACGCCUCCCCCUGUGGGAGGAUACCAGUCCUCGGACUCCGCAGUGGACUGCGAACAACUGAUAGAUGCGGCGUCGACAUGCUUGGACAACGAGCACGGAGCCGACACAGAGUACUCCAGGUAUAAGCUAAGCCACGCCCACGCUAGGACGGCACUGCGCAGCUGCGUGCAGAUUCAGUUCGACAAAGCCAGAGCUGCGAACCGGAGUUGUUCGGUUCGGUCCUUCACCGACUGCUUAACUGAAGCACUGGGCGACGAAACGAACAAGGAACACGAAGCUGGUGCGAAGCACUUCGUUGGAAAAAUAACGAGCUGCAUGCAGCAGAAGUUGCCACAAGUUCGCGCACGGGCCUUCUUCGUACUGAUGACUACGGUGCUGGCGGGGCACGGCGACAACGAACACAAAACGGAGAUGCCCUUCGAGAUGCCCCUCAUGAUGACCACGUCGGGCCGAACGUCAUAGGCAUUGUGUACUUCCGUGGCACCCUCUGUAUCUCGUGCUUUUAUUGCUUCCGUGAAAAAUAAAAAAACCAAAAGAUAA
Messenger RNA from Dermacentor andersoni, 843 nucleotides. RefSeq lists its product as uncharacterized. The record is from RefSeq and is a predicted model, not a curated record. NCBI's taxonomy places the organism in Eukaryota, Metazoa, Arthropoda, Arachnida, Ixodida, Ixodidae.